UGAAACAACCAAGAAGGCGGUUAUCAAAAUCGGUAAAAUCACGAACAAAGAAAUCAUCGAUAACGAAGAAAAAACCAUGUUCAAACUCACGUUAAACAACGCGAUCGAAGAAGCCAAUAAAAGAAUCUGCGAAAAAAUCAUCAAAAAACAUCAAGAUCUUUUCGAUGAAAUCGAGAGUAAAAUCAACACCUCUUACAAAGAAGAACUCUUUGAAUUUUUAGACAGUACCAUCGAAGAUUUUGUCACCGAUGAUAUCGAUAAAUUUAUAUUCGCGUCAAUCUUUCGUACAUUUACCAAACAUUACUACUUUCACGUUCCUGUUGGUGAAGAAUACAAUCUGCUUACAAAAGAUGAAAAAAUCUUUUUCAAGAAUUUAUUGAAACAUGUAAUUGAAUAUCAAGAAGAAAAAUUUGGUAAAACAUCGUUGAAAAUACUUAAAAUUAUAAAUGGAAUUGAAAAAAAAAUUGAAAAAUCCUCUAAAAGAAAAUUAUUCAGAUACUUGAAUUUACUAUUUUGUAAUAUUAUUAUUAACAAAUAG
Messenger RNA from Dentiscutata erythropus, 538 nucleotides. The record is from the annotation of a GenBank genome assembly. NCBI's taxonomy places the organism in Eukaryota, Fungi, Glomeromycota, Glomeromycetes, Diversisporales, Gigasporaceae.